GGGAGUAUCUUUUAAUGAAAGCUUUUUUACCUUUGUUGAGUCUGGAUAAGUGUUUUAUGAACAUGGCUUCUGCCCUUUUCGCUUGCACAAAAUGCAACAGCCGCCAUCCUUUUGAAGAACUCUCACAAGGGCAGCAACUGUGUAAAGAUUGUCGUGGGACUUUUCCAUUGGUUAAGUGUACCUAUUGCAGGACUGAAUUCCAGCAAGACAGCAAAGGAAGUACUACAUCUGUGUGCAAGAAAUGUGAACAGAAUGUGAAACUUUAUGGAAAGCCUUCAGCCUGCGAAUACUGCAAUAUUAUUGCUGCUUUUAUUGGUACAAAAUGUCAGCGCUGUACAAACUCGGAGAAGAAAUAUGGACCCCCUAUGACGUGUGAGCAGUGCAAACAAAGAUGUGCAUUUGAUCGCAAGGACGAGAGCCGGAAAAAGGUUGAUGGAAAACUUCUCUGUUGGCUGUGUACCCUUUCUUACAAGAGAGCCUUGGCUAAAGCCAAACAAAAUGAUCAUGCAAGACACUCAAGAAGUUCUCUUCAUAAAAGCCAUCGCCGUUCGAACUCAAGUUCUCAUAACCGUAAACAAACUUUGAGCCAUUCAUCCAGCACCAAAAAUUCAGAUAAUCCCAGUUCAAAAAAACGAAGAUUGGAAUUGAACAAAUCUACCAAUGGUGCACUGCCUCCAAGCGCCACUGAAAGUGCCCUGAUGGAUCCCAACAGCAGCGACCAUGUGGUUGCCAUCACCCAGUUAAAGGAACAAGUAGCCCUGCUUCAGAAACAGUUGUUGCAGAAAGAUCAGCAACUUUUAAACAAAGAUAAACAG
Limulus polyphemus (Atlantic horseshoe crab) is the source of this 815-nucleotide messenger RNA. Its product is annotated as protein FAM76B-like. The transcript has 8 exons. The annotation marks the transcript as partial. NCBI's taxonomy places the organism in Eukaryota, Metazoa, Arthropoda, Merostomata, Xiphosura, Limulidae. The record is from RefSeq and is a predicted model, not a curated record.